AUGUGAUCACAAACCAGUUGUGCUAGAAAUAGGUAGUGCAGUGCAGUGUUGAGGCAGAUGCCAUAAACAGAGUCGAUUUAGGGAUUUCUUCUUCUUUUGAGUUUUACGAGAUAAUUUAUCUAAGAAAUGACAUCUACAGCUCCUAUGAUGCUUGGUGACUCGUUGAAAGGGAAAGUUGCCCUCAUUACAGGAGCAAGCUCAGGAAUUGGAGCAGAGGCAGCCCGUUAUUUCGCUUCCCUAGGAUGUCGACUGGCAUUGACAGGACGGAACAUGGAUGCUCUUCAAGCAGUCACUGAUGAAUGUGUGAGCAGAGGAUUAGAGAGAAAUCAGAUCCUCAUGAUUGAAGCAUACCUUGAAAGAGAAAGUGAUGUGAAGAAAACUGCAGAAGAAACCAUCCAGAAAUUCAAUCAACUUGAUGUUUUGGUCAAUAAUGCAGGAAUAGUUGUAGUAGAUACAGUCGAGACAGUUACCAUGGAGGGUUUAGAUAAGACCUUUGCAGUGAAUGUUAGAGCACCCCUGCAGCUAAGCCAACUAUUAAGCCAGUAUCUAAUCAAAACUAAAGGUUCGAUUGUGAAUAUUUCAAGUUUGACUGGAGUCAGAGCUAUGCAGGAAUUGCUAACCUACUCUAUGUCUAAAACAGCAUUGGAUCACAUGACAAGGUGUAUUGCUGAAGAACUGGCACCUCAUGGAGUCAGAGUCAAUGCUGUGAACCCUGGUACGAUUAUAACUCAAAUCCAACUGAGAUCAGGGUUGUGUAAAGGACAGUAUGAAAAGUUUCUGGAGCAUUCUAAAUCAACUCACGCUAUGCGCAGAGUGGGUACUGUGGACGAGGUUUCCAAACUCAUCGCUUUCCUUGCAUCUAGUGACUCAUCCUUCACGACGGGAGAAACCAUCACUAUAGAUGGAGGACGCCAUCUCUUGAUUAGGCCUGUAGAAGUGUAGAUAUUAGUUUUCUUAGAAUGCUUAAAUUGUGAGAAGCCGCUGAUAUCACACGUACGUUCAUCACCCAUAGGCUAUGUAUCAACCCAGUGGAGUUUGCCAUUAAAGGCCUUUGCAUAGUUUCAACGUUGGUGUCGUGAUACUUUUCAAUAAAGAAAAUGUGUGUCAUACCCAUUACAACAUGUAUUGUUGCUGGAAUUUCCAGGAAUUUAAUAUGGUUUGAUCAAACUAUGAAAAUUUAUAACCCAUAUGUCAAUGGUCAUAUCAAGACUUUAGUCAAGAAUAUCAUGCACAAAUAAAGGCAUAUCAGCCUAAUUCCAUAUCACUGUCUAAUGCGUAAUUCCAUAUCACUGUCUAAUCGAGUGUGAGAGACGGGGGUCGAAAAUUUCAAAAAUUUUAUUCUCUUUAUUCUACUAAGUUUUCAAUUUUUUGAUUAUUUUCUUUCUAUAGUAUGUCAUGUUGUUGUAAUUUUAUUGUAUAUUUGUGUUGUGUUUGACAACUCUCCAGUUUUUUUUUUAAUGUGUAAGCAUGAUGAAUAAUCAGUGGAUGCUGGGGCUAUACAGUGUGUAUCAAAAAAAAGUUUACACUUUGCAAAAGCCCUGGGAAUUAAAAAAUAUACAACAUGUGGGUAAUUUUUUCACAUAUAAUCUUGGGUUUUGGUCUCGUCUAUCCAAUGAAAGUAAAAGUUUUGACAGAAUGUUACACCUGAGUGAGCACUGUCCAUUUUUGCAAAGCUCGCAGAAAUGCUUGUUUUCACGCUGUGUCAAGGGGGAAGGGCAAAAUCAAACUUACCCUGCGAAACAUUUCUCAUACAUUUCCCUUGCACUUUUAGUCAAUUGAAAUGAAACGAAUACAUGCAAGCAUUUUGUAUCAAUUUUUGCCACCCAAAUUUAAAUUUCAACACUCAGUAAGCACAACCUUUACCUUUUUUGUGCCAGCUGGAUCUAAGGACAUAACUGAAUCUGAACAAAAGUUUAUAUCAGACAUCUCCAGCAUUUUUUCACUAAGUUUUUAUCAUUUAAAGUGGAUUUACAUUUAAUUUUUCAUUUAAUACUUGUUUCUCCACACUUUUUCCAAGCUUGACAAUGAUUAACAAAAUGAAAAUCAAGCCUAAGCCAUUUCAUGUACAUCACAGCUCAGUGUAAAGCAAAUAUCGUCACGAUGGCCUCGGUGUGUGGGGGAAUGGGGUAGGGCGCAAUGCACACUUCGAAGUGUUUUGGGCAAGGAAACAAGUUAAAAAGGUAAAAGAUAUCUUCAAUCAAUUUUACUAGCUAAAUUCCACGUGUUCUUCAUGAUUAAGGUCUAUUUUUAUUCGCAUAAUUAUUUCAAAGUUCUGCGCAAAUCAUUUUCACUAACUUUUCAAAAGUAAGUGGUGCUCACUCAAGCGGAAAUAUUUUUCAACAGUUGUAUCGUCAUUUGCUUAAAUAGAUCUGUACCAAUGUUAAAAUGUGGAAAAAUCUUCAGGAUAUUACAAAUGUAUAAUUUUACAGGAUUUUUUUCUAAGAGUAAACUUUUUUUGAUACGCACUGUAUAGCAAUUGAAAUCAUGUACGUCAAGUGACGUAAUUCUUCUGAUCGGGGGUUGGGGCGGUGUGAGAGCAAUAUUGAGCUGAAAAUUCAAAAAUCGGUACCCCCACCAUCAAGAGCUAUCAGUAGACAGGGGUAUAUAAAAUGUAAGGGGGUGGGGGCAUACCUGUAUACUUAUUUUUUUAAUUAUAGUAUACAGUUAAAAGUAAAUUUCUUUUAAGUUCCACAAUCUAGUAUGGGCCACCACGAACAAAACAAAAAAUAAAUUGUAUUUACUUAUUGCAAAAUAAAACACUUCGCAUUUGUACCGGUUUAUAAUAUUUAUCUCACACCAGACUAUUAUUAUACCAAUUCAAGGAACACUCUGACAGUAUUUAACAUUAUACACUAAAAAGUUUGUUCAUAUUUAAGUAUUUUAACGGGAUGCUACCACCAUCAUGUCAAAAUGUUUAUACUUUUUAAAUAGAUUCAACUAUUCAUGAUUACUCCACCCAUAUUUCUUCUACUUUACAUUUAGUCAAUCCAAAACUAUUCAUUGCACAGAGAUACAUAAGACAUCAUGGCCCUGACGUUUGGAAUCCUCUUCCACACUCAAUUAUACCCUCUUGCUCCCCAGCUACACUCAUUUUAAUGCUAAAGUUAAUGUCAUGUUUCUAUCGGAUUAUGCAAGGUAAACUUCUUGUGUCAUAAUCGUUUCCUAUUCCUUUUCCACCAUCAUUAUUUCCACCACCACCAUCAUCAUUAUCAUAAUCAUCAUCAACAUCAUAAUCGUCAUCAUCUUCAUUUUUCACAAUCAUCAUCGUUUUUCUAGCAAGUGUUGGCUUGUUUGAUUUUUUUGAAAUAUAUGUUUAAUUGAUACUUUAAUAAAUCGUAUUCAUCCAUUCUGUUCAUAAUAUGAUCAUUAUAAUCAAUAUAAUUAUGUUUCGGUUUGUCAUAUUUUCAAGCAUUUUUUUGUUGUUGUUGCUUACAAUGGCAAUCCAUCUUCUGCUACUGAUUUAUGCCUCAUGAUAUAUGCCUGAUUUAUUGUCAAUAUAUAUCAACUGCAAUAUUACGAGGCUCUUUUGGCGGAUAUAACUUCGCAAAGCCAAGAAGGCAAGACAACGGAAUUUGUGAUGGCCCGGGGUAAUGACCUUUUUUAUGUUAUAGUGAAAUUGGUGGCGGGGCGAGCGCCCGAGAAAUUUCAGUUGUUUAGACAUGUUAGACUUUAGGCCAUGGAAUUUAAACACUCUUAUCAUACUAACAGUCACUGGCGGAUCCAGGGGAGGGGGUUACAACCUGCCAGUCCCUCCCCCCCCCCCAUUUGAGAGGCAUAAUGAAAAUUUAUAAUGUAAAUAUGCUGUUCUAACACAAGUUUGCCCCACCCUCUUUUUGAAAGCCAGGACCUUCUUUCUCCUUUUUUUUUUGCUUGUCAGUUUCUUUCGCGAAGGAAACGGCCUUUAAUUUUGGGUGAAAACCUUUAUUUUGGGUAUUUUUUUGGGGGGGGGGAGAGAGGGGGAAAAGAACACCCCCUUCUCUCUAUCCACUUGAGACAACAUUAUACCUUCAACUUUCUUCUUCUUCUCUUUAUAUAUUUCUUGUAGAUAUAUUGGUGGUGAUUUUUUACCUGAUUGCUAAGAAAGCAUGAAUGCUUAUAAGCAAGCAACCAGAGGACCGACGGCUAAAUGUCCUCUCCGAAGGACCUGGUACUGAGGAUUAAUGCCUUACCAAAGGGCACUAGCGCACCAAGUGGGAAUCGAACCCGGGUCAUCAGAAUACGAAUCCCCCGCUCUACCGACUGAGCUAUCGCGCCUCCUAAUUGCCAAUUCAAGAUCUUAUUUAUAUUUAAUAGUAAUUCCUAUUGAUUUUUAUCGUGUAAACAGUAAGAUUUUACCUUUUAUGAUUAUAAUUCUAUACGGUGUGUCGAGGACCCCACUGGAAAUAAACUAUCAAACUAUCCUGUUA
This is a messenger RNA of Lytechinus pictus (painted urchin), 4406 nucleotides long. RefSeq lists its product as uncharacterized. The transcript is spliced from 9 exons. NCBI's taxonomy places the organism in Eukaryota, Metazoa, Echinodermata, Echinoidea, Temnopleuroida, Toxopneustidae. The coding region runs from base 127 to 942 and encodes 271 amino acids. The record is from RefSeq and is a predicted model, not a curated record. Gene Ontology annotation, molecular function: oxidoreductase activity.